GAGGGUCUGCUCUGGACGACACAUCGGAUCACGACAGAAAAACAGCUGAAGCUAAGCGGCCUGACAGCUGCAGCGUGUCCGAGAAUCAAGCGCUUUGGCCGGGGAACGAUCUGAGCUGUGCCCGGUGCUCGGAGCUCCUCCCGGUGGUGAUCGGUGGCGCCUGGAGCCGUUUCCUGGACCUCUGACAGCCGCAGACAGCCGCCCUGCAGCCCCGCGCAGAGGAGAAGCUUUAAUUCUUACUCUUAAAGACAUUCCCUCUCCCCCCCCCAUCCCUUCCUCCCUUCCUCCUUUCCUCCCUCCCCCGGGUCAGAUCCAACCCCAGCUCGGCUCGGCUCUGCAGCGCUGCUCGCUCGGCCCGGCUCGGCUCUACUCGGCUCGGCCCGGAGCCUCCUGCUAGCCCCGGCCCGGCCCGGCUCUAAUCGGUUCUGCUCGGCUCGGUUCGGAUCCUCUUGCUAGCCCCAGCCCGGCUCGGCUCGGAGCCUCCUGCUAGCCCCAGCUCAGCUCGGCUCUGUUCGGCUCUACUCGGCUCCACUCGGCUCGGAGCCUCCUGCUAGCCCCGGCUAGCCCCUCGACAGCUAGCUCCCCUUCUGCUAGUCAGGAAUUUAUUUUAAUUUAUUCCGUUUAAUCAGACUUUCUUCUAACUGUCCGACCUGCCGACACGGAGGGAGGAUGUCGGCGAAAGAGCAGAACAAACUCUCCACCGUGGAGCGACCUAUUAAAGAGUGUGUGCUCUUCCUGUGGGCUCUGAAGAUCAACCAUCCCAACACCCUCUUCCUCCUCAGAGGGAACCACGAGUGCCGACACCUCACAGAGUACUUCACCUUCAAACAGGAGUGUAAAAUAAAGUACUCUGAGCGUGUGUACGACGCCUGCAUGGAGGCGUUCGACUGCUUGCCUCUGGCUGCGCUCCUCAACCAGCAGUUCCUGUGUGUUCAUGGAGGUCUGAGCCCUGAGGUCACCUGUCUGGACGACAUACGGAGGCUGGACCGGUUUAAGGAGCCGCCAGCGUUCGGGCCGAUGUGUGACCUGCUGUGGUCGGAUCCGGGCGAAGACUACGGCUCAGAGAAAACCCAGGAACACUUCUGCCACAACAGCGUGAGAGGCUGCUCGUAUUUCUACAGUUACCCGGCAGUAUGCGACUUCCUGAUGAACAAUAACCUGUUGUCUGUAAUACGAGCACAUGAAGCCCAGGACGCAGGGUAUCGAAUGUACAGGAAAAGUCAGACGACAGGCUUCCCGUCUUUAAUCACCAUCUUCUCGGCUCCCAACUACCUGGACGUGUACAAUAACAAAGCUGCGGUGCUGAAAUAUGAGAAUAAUGUGAUGAACAUCCGGCAGUUUAACUGCUCUCCUCAUCCUUACUGGCUGCCCAACUUCAUGGACGUCUUCACCUGGUCGCUGCCCUUCGUAGGAGAGAAAGUGACGGAGAUGCUGGUGAACGUGUUGAACAUCUGCUCUGACGACGAGCUGAUGUCAGAAGGAGACGACACGUGUGAAGGAGGAACUCCGGCCGUCAGGAAGGAAGUGAUCAGGAAUAAGAUCCGGGCGAUUGGAAAGAUGGCUCGCGUCUUCUCUGUGCUCAGGGAGGAGAACGAGUGUGUGUUGCAGCUGAAGGGUCUGACUCCGACCGGUACUCUGCCGAUGGGAGUUCUGUCUGGAGGUCGGCCGUCUCUGGAAAGCGCCACCGUAGAGGCAGAAGAGGCACGAGCCAUUCAAGGUUUCAACCCGCAGCACAAGAUCCAGAGCUUCGAGGAGGCUCGAGGUCUGGACCGCAUCAACGAGCGGAUGCCCCCCCGCCGCGACAGCAAGCAGCCCGACGCCGCCGCUGCCCCCCCCUCCCUCAACAACCUGCCGUCCAGCACCGCCCCCCCCGACAAGAACGGCACCAACACACAGGCCUAAACCUCUCCGUCCUCCCUUCAUCUGCCCUCCUCCUAUCCUUCCUUCCCUCUUUCCUUCCCUCCUGUCCUUCCUUCCUCUCCUCCUUUAUCCUUCCGUCUUUCCAUCCCUCCUCCUAUCCUUCCUCUCCUUCCUCUCCUCCUUCUAUCCUUCCUCUCCUCCUAUCCUUCCUCUCCUCCUUCCCUCCCUCCUUCCUUCCAUCCCUCCUCUCCUCCUACCUCCUUCUUUCCAUCCUUCCCUCCUUCCUUCCCUCCUUCCUUCCUUCCUUCCUUCCUUCUCUCCUCCACCAAGAGCAGGAGAAGUUCAGUCCGAGCGACUCUCACCAUCCACGCUUAAUUUAUUUUAUCAUCUUAAUAAAAAGAUCUAAUAUCAUAGUUUAAGACUGAACAGGAUUAAAAGAUAAAAAUCUCAAAGCGUUUCAUCUUUUUUGGACUUUUGCUGCCGACCAAUCGAAUCGAAGCAAAAUCCAUUUUCUAUAUAUAUAAAUAAAUAUAUUGACGAGCUGAUAUUUUGGUGGACGCCAUCUUUGCUUUGGAGGGAAGAAGAGACGCUAAAGCUCGAUUUAGAAAAUAAAAUCCAUAAAUCCAUAAAUCCUUUCUUAUGCCAAUGAUAGUGUGACUGAGCUCUGAGGAGCAAAGUAUUGACAUUUAUAUUAUAUAUGUAUAUUUUAAUUGUUCCCUCUUUUCAAUGUGAUGUUUGAUUUUUUUUUUUUUGUUGUUGUUGUUUUUUCUUUUUUUCUUCUUUUUUUUACCGCACAUAGAUUUAGGCUUAAUUAUACGGAGCGGGUGAGGGAGGGGGGGGGCAGAGGAGGGGGGGCUGGUGGUGACGGUGAAAGAGUUUAAUUAAAGGGUCAAUCCGCUUUAUUACAACUCGAGUCUGGAGUGUGCAUUAUUAUUAUUAUGGUUAUUAAUAUUGACCAAAAAAUUUAAAAUACAUUUUAAAAAACGAUAAAAAAAACUCUUCCUCGCUUUUCCUGCUUGACGAUGACGAUGGUGAUGAUGAUGAUGAUGAUGAGCGAUCUGUACAAACUCUCUGCGCUUAAAGAAGAAGAAGAAGGCAGUGAGAUGUAGCUGAAAGCUCAUAAGUGGAACUUUUCUUUUUUUUAAUGUGUAGCUUUCUAUCGGUUUAACUUUGAGUUAAAUCUGCUCUGAGAUCUGUGACGUAAAAAAGAAAAAAAGGUUAAAAAUAUAAAAGUUUUCUCACUUUAAUAACAAUUUUUUGGGACUUUUGAGAGAAAAACUGAACAAAAUAAUUAAAAUCUGAGCAGCAGACGUGAAAAUAUUCAGAUAUUUUUGUCUCUAGUUUGAGUUAAACUCUAAAAAUACUGAAUACUACAUUUCCCAUAAUGCACCUGAUCAUGUUUUUCAUUAGAGCUUCAUUAUUAACACUCCUUUUUAUAAAAGUAGAUAUAUAUAAAAGAUAAUUGGGAGUAUUUAAAGUCUGAUAAUAGAUCAGCUGAUGUCACUUUCAUCACUUAUUUGGACUUUUGAGAGAAAACUGAACAAAUCAAACUUCAAAAUGACUCCUGUUUAUAAAAGAAGGUCGAUUGAAGUCGCUCACUUUCAUGAACUAGUUUUGACUUGUGAGGAAAAAACUGAGCCAAAAAAAAAAAGGGUCAAAUUUCAGGUCAAACUCCAAAAAUACUGAAGACUACAUUUCCCAUAAUGCACCUGGAUCCGGUCUUUUAUUAGAGCCUCAUUAUUAACACUCCUGUUUAUGAAAGAGAUUAAAAUAUGAAUCAAUUUACGUCGUUUUUUUUUUACAUAAUCUUGAUUCUGAUCCAUUAAUUUAAUAUUUUUUACAUAUACAGCAUCAUAUAUAAAUACAUUAUUGAUCGAAGUCAUACAAAUAUAAAAUAUAUACAAGAAAAACUGGAAAGAUUAGAAAACCAUGAUGUAGUUUUUAUUUAUAGUAAUCUUUAAAUUAAAGUUGAAACACAUUUAAAUGAAUGUGACGUCACAGAUCUCCAGUUAAUUUACUCUUAUUAUUAUUACUGAUAGAAACCAGAGCUGCAAAUUAUGAUUUAUAUUUUUCUCAAUUAACCGUUCGGCCUUUAAAAUAUAAAAAAAAACCCAUAAAAAAUGAAAAAAAAAUGAUGAGAACUUUAUAAUAACUUUAAGAGGCAGCGGUGACGGCUUCAGAUAUUUAAUAAAUAAAAACAGCUCGUUAUUAAUUAAUCGAAACGACGGCUGAAAGUAUAAAAAUGAGACCAGAGUUGUAACAAACUGGACUUCAGAGAUUUAUGUUAUUAUAGUUUCAGGUGUGAUGAUGAUGAUGAUGAUGAUGAUGAUGAUGAUGAUGAUGAUGAUGAUGGUGAUAUUUGGGACCUGGGUGGGUUUGAUCAUCAUUUUCUUUAUU
Molecule: messenger RNA, 4257 nt
Organism: Scomber scombrus (Atlantic mackerel)
Lineage: Eukaryota; Metazoa; Chordata; Actinopteri; Scombriformes; Scombridae
Gene: ppp3ccb
Product: protein phosphatase 3, catalytic subunit, gamma isozyme, b
Biological process (GO): calcineurin-mediated signaling
Cellular component (GO): cytoplasm; calcineurin complex
Molecular function (GO): calmodulin binding; calmodulin-dependent protein phosphatase activity
Source: RefSeq, a predicted model, not a curated record